This is a messenger RNA of Ogataea haglerorum, 435 nucleotides long. RefSeq lists its product as uncharacterized. NCBI's taxonomy places the organism in Eukaryota, Fungi, Ascomycota, Pichiomycetes, Pichiales, Pichiaceae. The transcript has a single exon. The coding region runs from base 1 to 435 and encodes 144 amino acids. The record is from RefSeq and is a predicted model, not a curated record. Gene Ontology annotation, biological process: mitochondrial electron transport, cytochrome c to oxygen.
AUGAAAGUUCUAAGAAGUUGGCACGUCAGGGUUCCGCGGUGGCUGUCUAUGCUGCGAGCCGGUCGAGGCCAGAGGAUUUUCUUUCCUGGAUUGGCCUGUGAAAUUUCACAGCGGAGAUUCCAGUCCCACCAUGUAGAAGAGGAAUACACGAUGGACGUGAGCAAUCUGCCAGCCCGAUGGAAUAACCUCCCCGGAGACGCACAACAGGACAUCAUCAACUAUCUGAAGGUGAAACAAGAGUUUGGAUGGACGUACCUCACGCGAGACGAGAAACAAGCCAUAUACUACAUCAGUUAUGGUGAGUGGGGCCCCCGUGACGCAAAAAGCAUGGGGAUUCCCGACCUAGUGUUCAAGAUCAUGUCCAGUUCCAUCCUGUUUGGAGUGGUUGGCUUCACCUUGAUCAACUACGCACGCGAUCAGACUAAUGAGGAAUGA